Molecule: messenger RNA, 3647 nt
Organism: Nelumbo nucifera (sacred lotus)
Lineage: Eukaryota; Viridiplantae; Streptophyta; Magnoliopsida; Proteales; Nelumbonaceae
Product: calmodulin-binding transcription activator 4-like
Biological process (GO): regulation of transcription by RNA polymerase II
Cellular component (GO): nucleus
Molecular function (GO): protein binding; transcription coregulator activity; double-stranded DNA binding
Source: RefSeq, a predicted model, not a curated record
AUUUCAAGGGCGGCGCAAUUUUCUUCCAACACUCCUCAACUCUAUAACUAUAACUAUAAGUCAAAUCGAUCUCGUACCUGUUCGUGUUCAACUCAUUUCGUCCAUCUCUGCAAAUUCGAUCAGUCUCCUCCUCCGCUUCCAUCUUCCGCAAACAAACUUUUCAGCUUUUACUGGUGCUGUUUUCCGAACCUGGAACACCUGAUUUCAGGUGUUGGUGGUCUAUCGCCGGUGAGUGAAGAAAGGAGUUACUAUGCAAAUCGUUGAGCCGUGAUUUCUAUCUAUUGAACACGAUGCAGUCGGGAUAUGACAUCCACAAGCUGUUUCAAGAAGCCCAAAAUCGUUGGCUGAAGCCUGCAGAAGUGCUUUUCAUUUUACAGAAUCAUGAAAAUCAGAAGCUCACUGAAGAGCCCCCUCAAAGGCCAUCAAGUGGGUCUUUGUUCCUUUUCAACAGGAGGGUCCUUCGGUUUUUUCGUAGAGAUGGUCAUGUUUGGCGAAAAAAGAAGGAUGGCAGAACUGUUGGAGAAGCACAUGAAAGGCUUAAGGUUGGAAAUGUUGAAGCUUUAAAUUGUUAUUAUGCACAUGGAGAGCAGAAUCCAAAUUUUCAGAGACGAAGCUAUUGGAUGCUUGAUCCGGCACAUGAGCACAUUGUCCUUGUUCACUACAGAGAAAUUAGUGAAGGAAGGCACAAUUCUGGAUCAAUAUCUAACCUGUCUCCAGGCUUCUCUUCUACCCAAAGUCAGAGUCCCAGUUUUUAUGCUGACCAAAAUCUAAGCUCUUCUUCUGAAAUGAAUGAAUUUUAUGAAUCAUAUCAUAGUUCAGUUAGUCCAGGAUCUGUGGAAGUUAGUUCUGACUCAGUGAUUUGGAAUAAUGAGGUGGAUCAUUUGGAGGGAAUAGAUAAAGUGGUAGAAUUUAGAAGUUCAUCAGAUCCUGAGAUUAAUCAAGCACUACGUAGGCUUGAGGAGCAGUUGAGUUUAAAUGAUGAGGACUUGGCAGAAGAGCUUUCUUCAUACUACCUUCAAAAUGAGAAAUCCAAAGGUUCAGUAAUUCUAGAUUAUGGAAAGGAGAGCUUCAACGAGAAUGAAGAUGUGGUUCUACUACAUAGAUCAGAAUGCAGUGGACAUGGUCAACAUUUUAGUGGUAAUGUUAGAAAGGGAGAUGAUUCAAUCAACGGCCGGUUGCUAAAGAAUGCAGGUGAAAACAGGGAGCACCUUCUUCGACCAUCUGUUCCAGAAUAUACAAUUGAAACAAAAGAAUCUCCAUCUUGGAAAGAGAUGCUAACUGUGAUCGAUUCCCAAGAGAAAUUUUACACACCAAAUGGAAAUGAAAAUUCAUCUCCAGGAAGGGGGGAAAUCUCUUCAAACCUUUAUGAACAUCAGGAAAAUUGGCCUUCUCAGUGGCUAGAUUCUGAUGGAUGUAAUAGAGAACAUAGGAAUACUUACAACACAAAUGAAGAAAUGCAACUAUCAGCAGCUCGGCAAUUUCUAUUAGGCUCUGAUAGUUUUGUUGAAUCACCAUCUUCAACACCACUACUUCAAGAAGCUGAAAAUUCCAAAGUUUCUGUAUGUUCUUCUGGAACAAACAUGUAUGAAGCCAAUGCCAACUAUUAUAAGAUGUGGUUUGACCAAGGAAUUCGGCUUGGAGUUCCUCUUGGAGCAGAUUCAAGUUUGACUAUUGCACAAAAACAGAGGUUCACCAUUUCUGAAAUCUCCCCAGACUGGGGUUAUUCCAGUGAAACUACAAAGGUAAUUAUCACUGGAUCCUUUCUUUGUAGUCCAUCCGAAUGUGCCUGGAUGUGUAUGUUUGGUGAUAUUGAAGUUCCUGUAGAAAUCAUCCAAGACGGUGUUCUUCGUUGCCAGGCUCCUUCACACGUUCCUGGAAAAGUCACUCUAUGCAUCACAUCAGGAAAUAGGGAAGCCUGCAGUGAAAUCAAAGAAUUUGAGUACCGCAUAAAGCCAAUGAACUGUGAGCACUGUAAUUUACCCCAGGCAGAAGCUAAUAUGAGUACAGAAGAACUGCUGUUGCUUGUCAGAUUUGCACAGAUGCUUCUAUCUGUUACAUCUACUGAAAAGGAAGAUAUCAUUGAAUCAGGAGUCAACCAAUUGAGGAAAUUGAAAGUUGAUGAAGAUCCAUGGGGACGUAUUAUAGAGACACUCUUACUUGGCAGUGAGACCCCAUCCACCACCAUGAAUUGGCUUCUGCAAGAACUUUUAAAAGACAAGUUGCAGUGGUGGCUUUUGUCCAAAUAUCAGAAUGAAGGAGAUACACCUGGAUGUCACUUGUCCAAGAAAGAGCAAGGGAUAAUACAUGUGAUUUCUGGAUUGGGCUUUGAGUGGGCUUUAAACCCAAUUCUUAAUUCUGGUGUCAGUAUAGAUUUCCGUGAUGUUAAUGGAUGGACUGCCUUGCAUUGGGCUGCACUGUAUGGAAGGGAAAAGAUGGUUGCUGCACUUCUAGCAUCUGGUGCAUCAGCUGGGGCGGUGACAGAUCCCACUUCAAAAGAUCCAACUGGUAAAAGUCCAGCUUCCAUUGCUGCUGCCAGUGGUCACAAGGGACUUGCAGGGUAUCUUUCAGAGAUGGCACUAACAAGCCAUCUUUCAUCCCUCACAUUGGAAGAAAGUGAACUUUCUAGAGGUUCUGCUGCUGUGGAGGCAGAAAUAACUGUUGAGACCAUCUCAAAGAGAAGCCUUGGUGCCAUUGAUGAUCAACUUUCUCUUAAAGAUUCAUUGGCUGCAGUUCGAAAUGCAGCUCAGGCUGCUGCACGUAUCCAAUCUGCUUUUCGUGCACAUUCUUUUAGGAAGAGGCAACAGAAAGUUGCAGCUGCUGAUAGUGUUGAUGAGUAUGGCUUUGCUCCAGAUGACAUUCAUGGGCUUUCAAAGUUGGCCUUCCGCAAUCUCCGUGAUCACAGGUUGGACAAAGCAGCUUUGUCUAUUCAGAAGAAAUAUCGUGGAUGGAAAGGGCGCAAGGACUUUUUAGCACUGCGGCAGAAAGUUGUCAAGAUUCAGGCUCAUGUGAGAGGUCAUCAGGUAAGGAAGAAAUAUAAAGUGCUAUGGGCUGUUGGUGUUUUAGACAAGGUUGUGUUACGAUGGCGCCGGAGAGGAGUUGGUUUACGAGGAUUUCGGAAUGAAUCUGAGUCCAUUGGUGAAAGUGAAGAUGAAGACAUCCUCAAGGUGUUUCGAAAACAGAAAGUGGACGUGGCUAUUGAAGAAUCUGUGUCGACUGUGCUGUCUAUGGUUGAGUCUCCAGAUGCCCGUCAGCAAUAUCGUCGCAUGCUUGAAAGCUACCGUCAAGCCAAGGCAGAAUUGGGCGCCAUGGCAAAAAAUAUUGCAUCCACUUCACAAGGAAAUAUUGACUAUAUGGAAAAUGAUGGCAUGAUGUCUCAGUUCCCAUUUGAGCAUCUGUGAAUCAAAAUAACUUAUGGAUUCUUUGAUAAUCUGUAUUUUAGCUUUGCCUUGUAUAUGGUAAUCGUAUUCAGCAGUUGUACAUAUUUUGUUUUGGUUUAGGAAUAGAUGCAAAUGAUUGUGAUUGGUCAUGUAUGUCAUAUGUGCCUCUCAAGGUUCAAACUAUGAUGUAAAUGUUGUUUCGUAGUUGCUGCAAGUGUUGCUUUUCAUUUAUUUUAAAGGUUUGGAAUAAUAUAAGGCUAAUUCACAUUA